GGCGGCGUGCCCGCUUCCAAGAUGGCGGCCGCGGUGUCCGGCGCGUUCGGCCGAGCCGGUUGGAGGUUCCUACAGCUGCGGUGCCUGCCUGGUGUGCUGGUCUCUGUCCCCAUGUCGCCCUCGGAUUUGGGUCUCAGGUACACAGACCAGGGCGGCGAGGAGGAGGAGGACCAUGAGAGUGAGGAGCAGCUGCAGCGCCGCAUCCUGACAGCAGCCCUGGAGUUUGUACCAGCCCACGGGUGGACAGCAGAGGCCAUUGCAGAAGGAGCCCAGUCUCUGGGUCUCUCCAGUGCGGCAGCCAGCAUGUUUGGGAAUGAUGGCAGUGAGCUGAUCCUGCAUUUUGUGACCCAGUGCAACGCUCAGCUCACCCGUGUGCUGGAAGAGGAGCAGAAGCUGGUGCAGCUGGGCCAAGCAGAGAAGAGGAAGACAGACCAGUUCCUGAGGGACGCAGUGGAAACCAGACUGAGAAUGCUGAUCCCGUACAUUGAGCACUGGCCCCGGGUACAGAGUCCAUGUGCAGGCUCCAGGGCAACAGUGUACUCACAUUUAUAAUUGUCAGCACCUUUCACUCGGAGGACCUUGUACACUGUUCAGAAGUUAGCUCACUGAUCUCCACAAACCCAGGGAUGCUCUGUGCACUUGGCAGAGCUAGGUUUCAAAUUUGGGGGUGCCAAAGAGAGUAACUCGGAGCCAUCUGUGUCUCAGUUCCUGGAGAUGUGAGUAGCCUGGGUACUAAAGCACAUCCUGGGUGGGGUCUUAGUGGCCUGAGUGUGCCAACAGGUCUUCAGUGAGGAGGAAUCCAUGAAGGAGAUUAGAAAAGUCAGCACAUUUUAUUGGUUAUUGUCAUUAACAGGCCUGUUGUGUUCUAGAUCUCAGAGGACUGGACUUCUUUUCAAAUGGUCAGUGUGAUGCUUGAGAUUUGGAGUAUUCAUUCUAGGGCGUUUCUCCCCUUUUCUGAAGCUACCUUUUUCUUGUUUCAAAGCAUGUCACAGUGUGGGCCAUUCUCUCAGUUAAGAAAGUCAAGUCAAAGCACAUCAGCAAUGAGGAACACAGAGAUCACCUAGUGUCCUCCGUCCAGCUGGGACACGGUUGAGCAUGUAAUUUCAGGCAGUUGAUUGACAGAUAUUUGAACACCUGCAGUGUGCCUAACCCCAGGCUGGUGUGAAGGGAGUACAGCCGCGAGUCCAGUCUGCUGCCUGUUUGCCACGCUUGAUUUGCAUACCUGUGGCCUUGCCUCGUUCCACUUCAUAGUUUAAGUGAUGGAAAAGAGUGUAUUAGGCCCUGGGUGCUUCCUGAUUCAGCAUGUUUCCUUCUGGGCUUCUUCACUAAGAGAAAACCAGCCAAUCCAGGAUCUUUCUGUCCAGCUGCCACAGGCCACAGCCAGUGGAUUUUAGAGUUGGUAAAAUGGCAAGACCUUGUACUGUCAGGAGUUGAUGUCUGCCAACGGAGG
Molecule: messenger RNA, 1450 nt
Organism: Hipposideros armiger (great roundleaf bat)
Lineage: Eukaryota; Metazoa; Chordata; Mammalia; Chiroptera; Hipposideridae
Gene: COQ9
Product: coenzyme Q9
Exons: 4
Coding region: 22-552 (176 amino acids)
Biological process (GO): ubiquinone biosynthetic process
Cellular component (GO): mitochondrial inner membrane
Molecular function (GO): lipid binding
Source: RefSeq, a predicted model, not a curated record